Messenger RNA from Xenia sp. Carnegie-2017, 1213 nucleotides. Its product is annotated as neurotrypsin-like. The record is from RefSeq and is a predicted model, not a curated record. The transcript has 4 exons. Gene Ontology annotation, cellular component: membrane. NCBI's taxonomy places the organism in Eukaryota, Metazoa, Cnidaria, Anthozoa, Malacalcyonacea, Xeniidae. The coding region runs from base 128 to 1213 and encodes 361 amino acids.
UUGUUGAAUCCCCAAAGAAAGGUAUAAGUUAUAAAUUUGUAAGGCUUUAAACCACCAAUAUACUUAGUUUUUCUAAGAUAGUUUAAAAAGUAUUGAACUCAUUAAGAUACCAAGUAUCAAAGAAAACAUGUGUGGAAAUGGUGGAACGACGAUUGUUGAUUUGAGCAAUGGACCUGGCACUGAUCCUUAUAAAUGUAAAUGUCCUCCUGGCUUCACUGGAGAGAAAUGCUUCGUCAAAAUGUAUAAACUAUAUGCUGUCAGGCUUCAAGGAUCAAAGUCUUCUGAGGGAUUUGGUCGGGUGGAAGUAUUUUACAGUGGACAAUGGGGAACAAUAUGUGACGAUGGAUGGGAUUUAAAAAAUGCUGACGUAAUAUGUCGUCAACUUGGUUAUAAAAGUGCUUUCAAAGCUCUGCAAGGUAGUGAUGUUCCUAAUGGUAGUGGGAAAAUAUGGCUAGAUAAUGUUUAUUGCAAAGGUCAUGAGUUAUAUAUAUCAAAUUGCUCUAACAAUGGAUGGGGAAAACAUAACUGUGGACAUCAUGAAGAUGCUGGUGUCAAUUGUUCUAAAGUUCAAAGACCUUCCGUCAGGCUCCAAGGACCAAAGUCUCAUGAUGGAGUGGGUCGUGUGGAAGUAUUGUACACAGGGGAAUGGGGAACAGUAUGCGAUGAUGAAUGGGAUUUAAAUGAUGCCAAAGUAGUAUGUCGUCAACUUGGUUAUAAAAGUGCUUUGAAAGCUCUGCAAGGUAGUGAUGUUCCUGAUGGCAAUGGAAAAAUAUGGUUAGAUAAUGUUUAUUGCAAAGGUCACGAGUUGUAUAUUUCAAAUUGCUCUAACUAUGGAUGGGGAAAACAUAACUGUGUACAUGAUGAAGAUGCUGGUGUCAAUUGCUCUAAAGAUUCAAAACAUGCAGUGAGAAUUGAAGGAGCGAAGAGUUCUGUUGGAUUUGGUCGUGUGGAAGUUUUUUACAGUGGACAAUGGGGAACAAUAUGUGAUGAUGGAUGGGAUUUAAAAGAUGCUGACGUAAUAUGUCGUCAACUUGGCUACAAAAAGGCUUUCAAAGCUCUGCAAGGUAGUGAUGUUCCUGAUGGUAAUGGCAAAAUAUGGUUAGAUGAUGUUGAUUGUAGAGGUCAUGUGUCGUCAAUUUCAAAUUGUUUUCAUGCUGGAUGGGGUAAUCAUAACUGUGGACAUCAUGAAGAUGCUGGCGUAGAAUGUGCUUAA